This is a messenger RNA of Cryptosporidium muris RN66, 867 nucleotides long. RefSeq lists its product as uncharacterized. The transcript has a single exon. The record is from RefSeq and is a predicted model, not a curated record. Lineage: Eukaryota; Apicomplexa; Conoidasida; Eucoccidiorida; Cryptosporidiidae. Bases 1 to 867 code for a protein of 288 amino acids.
AUGAAGAUUGAACCAAGCCUAACUGAUAGUUUAAGUUGGCAAGUCACUAAUAGAACUUUGUACCAUCCAUUUUCCUGCUUUCAACUUCUGGAUAAUUCUCUAAUGUUCGCUUUAACUUCAAAGAACAAACUCCUUCUGCAAAAAGGCAGUAAUACUACAAUAUUAUGUGUAACUUUAGUUAAAAACAGUAAAUAUAAUAUUUCGAAGAAUAUAGUUACCAACACUGUAAUUGAUUUAAAAUUCCCCAUUGGUUCGCUUCAACUCCCUCAUACCCCUGUUACAGGUAGAUUUUUUGGUAAAAUGAAUUUUGAGAUACAUUUGUCUCACUGCUCACGUGGUUUAGUUUCAUUUUAUUUAGCUGAUACUAAACUGAGCUUAUUGGAACCAUUUAUAAUACUUAAGUGUAUGGACACAACAUUAUUGCAGGACUCUCAAAACAGUGAUGUACAAAAGAAAUCUACAUGGUCAUUUAAAGAAAGACCUUAUUCUUGUACAUAUAUCUCUUUGGAAAAUGUACUUCAGUGGUCAUGUAUUUCUAAAGUUGAAGGAGCUGAAUUUCAAAUAAAUAAAGAAAUUCAGAAUAUCUUGAUACCAGAAAGUCAUGUAUUACAAGAUACAAUAUUAGGGAACUUUGUGAUUAUAGGAGAGUCUUUCAUACUAAAAUCUGGUUGUGAAGGAGAGAUUUUAAGUAUAAAGCAUUCAAGCAAAUUGGCUAUAUCUGAGGAAUUAAUUCGAAUUAGAUGUGAUGAUGGUGGAAAAAAGAGAAUGGCAGAGAAAGUGGCAUAUGCAGUUAUGUUGGCAAAUAGUGGGAAAGAUGAAAAUAAGGGAUAUUCGGAAACUCGACAAAAUUUCUCUGCGAGUGUGUAA